Molecule: messenger RNA, 510 nt
Organism: Penicillium atrosanguineum
Lineage: Eukaryota; Fungi; Ascomycota; Eurotiomycetes; Eurotiales; Aspergillaceae
Exons: 1
Coding region: 1-510 (169 amino acids)
Source: RefSeq, a predicted model, not a curated record
AUGAUCUUCUCCACCGUCUUCUUCACCGGCCUCCUCGCUGCCACUGCUGCUGCUCUGCCUCACCGUGCCCGUGACUCGGGCUCCGGCAGUGUCCAGUUCGUCAACAACAUGAGCGACGAUGUCUACAUGUGGACCACUUCCGCCGACCCCGGCGAGAUGCAGACCCUCAGCAGCGGCGGUGGCACCUUUAGCCAGGCGUGGCAGACCAACUCCAACGGUGGCGGUAUCUCCAUCAAGCUGUCUACCACCACGAGCGACACCGACAGUGUCCUCCAGUUCGAGUACACCGUCGACUCCGACACUCUCUACUGGGACAUGUCUUCCAUCAACAUGGAUAGCUCUUCCGACUUUGUCACCAACGGCUUCUCUGUCGUCCCCAGUGACUCCAGCUGCACUACCGCCACCUGUGCCCCCGGUGACACCGACUGUGCCGAUUCCUACCAGCACCCUGACGAUGUCAACACCCUCUCCUGCUCGACUAGCGCGACCUACGUCGUCACUCUGGGCUAA